AUGGCACUUGAGUCGUUUGCUGCGUUGUCACUGGCAGCCAACAUAUUCCAGUUUAUCGACUUUAGCGGUAAGCUAUUCAAAAAAGCACGGCAGACUCAAUGUCUCAAAGACGACCUGCUUUCUUCAGCAUCUACUGUUCCUCUAUCCUCGGGGACCACUGGUGAAGAAAGGGACUUGGCCGUCAUGGCAAAAGAUUGCACAGAGCUUGUUGAUGUGUUUUCUAAUCUGCUCAAGAAGCUCAAAGGCAGUGGAAGAGUGGGAAAGUUUGGGAGUUUAUGGCAGGCAGCGCGAGUUGUGAUGAAAGAUAAUGAGAUCAAUGCUGCGAAAACUCGUUUGAAGGAAUUCCAGACACGCAUCACUCUUUCUUGCCACGCUGGUCGAGAGGAGACGCGCGCGAAAGAUCUCUUGGCGUGGAAGGCCUCUGUGACAAAGAAACUUGAUGACAAACAAUCGUCUUCCGAUAAUUCUAUGGACUGCAGCGAUAAUAUAUCCUCGAAACUCAGCGAGAUUGCCUCUGAUCUAUCCAAAUUGGCUACAGCUGGGAACCGGAUCGCCACUCAACAUCGGAUCUUAAAAGGCUUAUGUUUCGACUCCAUGAACGUGCGGCACGCUCAAAUCCCGGAGGCCCAUAGCAAAACAUUCGAAUGGGCAUAUACAUCGCAAUCAACAGCGGACCGCUCUUGUAAACAGUUCGAAUUUGCCGAGUGGCUACGGUCUGGAGACGGCCAUUACUGGAUUGCCGGCAAACCGGGCUCUGGAAAAUCAACGCUCGUCAAAUUUCUAUAUGACAAUCCCCGAACACUCUUAGAGCUACAAGAUUGGCGCGGGCAGAAAGAAUUGGUCACCACGGGCUUCUUCUUCUGGAAUUCUGGCACAAAAAGACAAAAAUCCGUAGAAGGCCUGCUCCAGUCCCUUUUGUACGAGAUACUAAGAAAGUGCCCAAGUCUUAUUCCUAUAGUAGCACCACAAAGAUGGCAAGAACAAUCUUUGAACCACUCAGAACCUGCACCCUGGUUUCAGGGGGAGAUGAAGGAUACGUUCCGACGUAUUCAAGAGCAAGGCACCAUAUCUGCAAAGUUCUGUUUCUUUAUUGACGGCCUUGAUGAGUACGACGGAGACCAAUCAGAUCUCAUCAACGUACUUCAAGACCUCACAACAUCGCCUGAUAUCAAGCUAUGUGUUUCAAGUCGACCCUGGAACCUGGAGUCUAGCCCGCAGUUCAUAUCGUUAAUCACCAUGGAUAAUCGAUACAAUGAACUUGUCGAAGACAUUGUGCGAAAAGCUGAUGGAGUAUUCUUAUGGGUGUUUCUCAUCGUCCGAUCACUCUUGCAAGGUCUGUUGAAUUGCGACAGACUCUCCGAAUUACAGCGAAGGAUACGUCUUCUCCUUUCGACACUGGAAGAGUAUUUCCUACAUAUCCUUUCUACUACUGACGGUGCCUACUCGGAACGUGCAGCAGAGACUUUCGAAAUUGCUCUCAAAGCUACUUACCCUAUGUCCUUGCUUGUAUAUUCAUACGUCGAUGAAGAAGACCCAUGCUAUGGAAUCAAUGCAGAGAUCAAGGAGCCGUCGCGUCAAGAGAUCAUACACCGAUUGCAAAUUACGAAAAGACGCCUCAAUGCACGCUGCAAUGGAUUGCUCGAGAUUCUGAUCGCCAGUGACGAUGACGAUAAACGUGAACUUCUCAGAAAUAUCAUCGAUGAUCCCGGAGACUCACCAGUCGCAACCAGUACUAUCGACAAGAGCACUCUCUUUGAUGUAUUCAUCGUUAAUUUUCUCCACCGGACGGUUAAAGAUUUUCUCAACACUGAGGCCAUUCAGAAAAUGAUUAGACAAAACAUAAAAACCGAUUUCCAACCACUAUCUGCAAUAGGUCGAGCACUCCUAGCUCAGAUCAAAGCACUGCCGACCAAUUUUCCCGCUCGUCCAAAAAGACGUAAUGAACUUGUGCGGCAAAUGGUCAACGGUAUUCUUUCCCACGCAAGAGUCUCUGAUGAAAGAUUCCAAGCCCCGGAAGUCCAGACGCUGGAUGAACUGGAACGUACCCUUUUAGCUCUAUCAUCUGCUCAGGAGAUCGAAAAAUUGCCAACACAGUCGCCUGGUAUUAGAGCUUUAGGUUUCAACUAUGAAUCUUUCCUAGAACUUGCGGUUGAAGCUGCGCUAUGCAACUACGUCUGUUGCAAGUUGCGUUUGUCUUCAGAAAAGGGAUCACAACCGAGUCUUAAGAAGCUGCUGCCCGUUGCAAUGAAUAUGGACUGGAGUGCAAAGAGCGCAGCUCGCAGUGAAUCCAUGGUCCGGGUCCUCGUAAACGAAUUAGAAGCGCAGAGAACAGAAGAAUGGACUAUAGUCGAGCUACCAUCUCUUUGGAUCUUUUUUCUACGAACUUUACCGGAAGAAUAUGGUAUCUUUGAACAAUGGGAUCUGGGGGCCUAUUUGCAAACCAUCCAAAUGUUUCUUGAUAUGGGCGCUAAUCCUAAGGAGCAACAUGACGGAUGCGUGGCGUGGGAAAGUACGCUUCAGAAGCUUAAGGAUCAGUUCAAACAAGGACGUUUCCGAGUGAGCAGAAACGAAGCGAUGGACUUCAUCGAAAACCUUCCGUGGACUUGA
Messenger RNA from Bipolaris victoriae FI3, 2607 nucleotides. RefSeq lists its product as hypothetical. Lineage: Eukaryota; Fungi; Ascomycota; Dothideomycetes; Pleosporales; Pleosporaceae. The transcript has 5 exons. Bases 1 to 2607 code for a protein of 868 amino acids. The record is from RefSeq and is a predicted model, not a curated record.